CGUCUCGUUCCGGGAAAGGGAAGUUUACUCGAUAUAAUUUCAGCUAAGACGACUUCGAGGAGGAUAACAUACUUUGGCUGAGGUCCGACAGCUGCACAACUGGUACGAGACCGACGGCAGGUAUAUACUAAAAUUCUUUAUAAGGAGAAGAAAAUGCACUGAUGACUGGCUCCCGUCCCAAUCCCUGUCGAAUAAUGAUCAGAGAACUCUUCAUAGUGCGCCAUCCUGUCUCUCUGUGUGUACCUGUGAACUACAAAGUGACCCUAAGUGUCCGGGCUGAGGGCACAGGUAUCCUCCACUACCAGUGGUUCACUGAUGAUGAAAAAGAGGUGUGUGGUGGUACUCAAGCAGACCUAACCAUCACAGCAAAGAAAACACAACUCUACGUGUGCCGAGUGAAUGACCACUUUUGUAACUGUGUCUUUAGUGAAUGGGUUAAAGUGAAAGUUUUGGACAUUGAUAAAUCAGGUUUACCAGUACACUGGCAGGGUGAACCGCACAUUGCUGUCAACCCCAAACCCCAGACGGUGCGAAAAGGCGCAAAACUCACUCUCCGUUGCGUCGCCUUUGGCAUCCCCACUCCACACUAUCAGUGGUACAGAAAUGGACAGCCCCUUCUGGACAUGACUAGCGACACUCUGCAGUUUGACUGUGCAGCAGCCGAACAUGGAGGAUCGUACCUGUGCUCCAUAUCUAACGUGCUAGAGGAGAGAUGGACUGAACCCGUUAAUGUUGACAUUGUACAACCUGAUCAGCUUCCUCCGGCAGCACCCACAGCUACAGACAAAGUUGCCCUGCUUAUCGGCAACUUGAAUUACGCCCACCACCCCGGCUUGAUGGCCCCCAUCAUGGAUGUACAUGAGCUGGCCAACCUCCUGCAGCAGCUCGGCUUCAGGGUGGUUUCCCUGCUGGAUCUCACCAGGGAGGAGAUGCUAGCUGCCAUAGAAAAGUUCAUUCAGCUCCUUGACAGAGGAGUUUAUGGCCUUUUCUACUAUGCGGGUCAUGGGUAUGAGCGUGCUGGAAGGAAUUAUUUGGUAGCUAUUGAUGCUCCACAACCAUACCAACCUGAAAACUGUGUCUGCGUGCAGAGGGUCAUGCUCAGCAUGCAGCAGAGACGGACUGCACUGAGUGUAAUCCUAUUGGACACCUGUAGAAAAUGGUACAAUCAGGAUUGCAUACCUUCGGAAAUCAUGCCAUUGAAACCCAGUGGGAAUACUGUCUAUGGUUAUGCCACAUGUGAAGAUGCUGAGGCUUUCGAGGUCCAGGAUGGAGGGAAAAGUACUGGAAUCUUCACUAAGUACUUGAACAAGCACAUCCUUCAGUCCGAGAAGGUCACACAUGUCUUAGAGAAGGUGUCUGAGGAUCUAGGCAGAGACCCUUUGGUUACAGGCAAGCAGGCGGUGGAGAUCAAACACACCCUGAAGGAACCCAGAUCCCUUGCAGACCCAGUGCGGACCACCGGCCACACGAGGGAACUACACCUGCGAGAUGUCUGCUGGAGACAAGCAAAUGAGCUGCCAUGUAAGAAGCGGGUGAAGUUUCUCUGUGGAGUGGAAGUGGAAGUCAGCUUCUCUGCUUUGUUCUCUAAUGUCUUGGUGGCUUUUGCCACUGUAAAGACUACAGACCCCCGAACCCAGGACUGCACCGUCACUCUGAGCAGCAUACCUACAAUGGAAGACAUAUUUUCUGGCCCUGGCAGGUCUGAGGAGAUGGACUCACUGCUAUUUAAAAACUCUGAUAAUCCAGACUGCACUCUGAGGCUCUGCACUCUUCAGAGGCUUAAGGAAUCGCUGGUCAUCAAAGUGGAUCUACACUAUACUCACACAGACAGUAAGCUGCGCAAGACAGAAAGCUAUCAUGUGGACAUUGGAAAACCUCUGGUGGCGUCCUGUAAAUUGUACAAGAGGAGGAAUCAUGCAGCAACAGACAAAAAACACGAAGGUGCUUCUGCUCAAAGUAUGGGCAACAUUUCGAGCAGCAGACCACAGCUGCAUCAGACUCUGGCUGGUCCAUGUCGUCCUUUCACCAGAAAAGCAGAGUGCGCUGCUAAAGUUGCAGUUACAAGGAGCAACGAACCUGAAGAGAAUGAUGAGACUGAACUGCGAGACUUUGCUCAUCUGCAUUAGACCUCUCUGGUUUUGAUUCUGUAAAUACUUACUACUUUGAGAUGUUGAUGUUUUUAUUACUGAUGUGAUUAAGAAUUACUCAGUUGCUGAUCUUGUAUCUCACUUGUCUGUGAUUGAUGAUGAUGAAUGAGUGGGUGAAUGACUGAGAUUUGUGUUUAGUUUGUCAUAGCCCUCAAUUCUUGCUCAACACUGAAGAAACAUUAACACUUUUGCCAACCACUGAUUUCAUCAUAAACUGUAUGAUAAUUAAAAUAUUACUUAUAUAUGACACUUUUUCAUCAGUGGCAAGCUGGCUAGCCUAAUUUAUCAAAGAAAGACCAUUGCUGUAAUAAUUUAUCUAAUAAAGAGACUUUCAUCACUA
Molecule: messenger RNA, 2487 nt
Organism: Lates calcarifer (barramundi perch)
Lineage: Eukaryota; Metazoa; Chordata; Actinopteri; Centropomidae
Gene: malt3
Product: MALT paracaspase 3
Exons: 15
Coding region: 162-2126 (654 amino acids)
Biological process (GO): proteolysis
Molecular function (GO): cysteine-type endopeptidase activity
Source: RefSeq, a predicted model, not a curated record